This is a messenger RNA of Schizophyllum commune H4-8, 1110 nucleotides long. Its product is annotated as phosphoribosylaminoimidazole-succinocarboxamide synthase. The coding region runs from base 31 to 957 and encodes 308 amino acids. The record is from RefSeq and is a predicted model, not a curated record. Gene Ontology annotation, biological process: 'de novo' IMP biosynthetic process. NCBI's taxonomy places the organism in Eukaryota, Fungi, Basidiomycota, Agaricomycetes, Agaricales, Schizophyllaceae. Gene Ontology annotation, cellular component: cytoplasm. The transcript has 3 exons. Gene Ontology annotation, molecular function: phosphoribosylaminoimidazolesuccinocarboxamide synthase activity.
CCCGGCUUCCCCUCAUCAGCACCUCUCCUCAUGGCGCUUGUACACUCGGACCUACCCGAUCUGCCGCUCGUCUCGAAGGGUAAAGUGCGCGACAUCUACGCGCUGCCCCCCUCGCCCGAGCACCUCCUCUUCGUUGCCUCCGACCGCAUCUCCGCGUACGAUGUCAUCCUCAACAACGGGAUCCCUGCGAAGGGGAAGCUGCUCACGCAGAUCUCGCUCUUCUGGUUCCGCAAGCUGGCGCAUAUCAUCCCGAACCAUUUUGUGACGGCGGAUGUGGAUGCGAUGCCGGAGGGGGUGAGGAAGUACAAGGACCAGUUGGAUGGACGGGCGAUGCUGGUAAAGAAGGCGAAGGUGGUACCGCUGGAAGCGAUCGUGAGGGGGUAUAUAUCUGGCUCUGCAUGGGCGGAGUACAAGAAGAGCGGCACCGUGCACGGUAUGCCCGCGCCGCCGGGCUUGGUCGAGUCACAGAAGUUCCCCGAGCCCAUCUUCACACCAUCCACCAAAGCCGACCAGGGCGCCCAUGACGAGAACAUCUCCGCCGAGCAGGCCGCCAAACUGGUCGGCCAAGACCUCUACGACCGCAUAUCCCGCGCCGCCAUCGCUCUUUACAAGACCGCCGCCGACUACGCCGCCACUCGCGGUGUCAUCCUCGCCGACACCAAGUUCGAGUUCGGCCUCAUCCCCGGCGCGGACGGCAAGGACGAGCUCAUCCUCGUUGACGAGCUGCUCACGCCCGACUCAUCGCGGUACUGGCCGGCAGACUCGUAUAAUCCCGGCGGGCCGCAGCCGAGCUUCGACAAGCAGUACCUGCGGGACUGGCUCGUGAGCAAGGGGUUCGAGAAGGGGCUGGAGAGCGGGCCGCCGGGGCAGGAGGGGCAGGGGUGGACAAUCGACGAGGAUGUGGUGGAGGGGACGAAGAAGCGGUACGAGGAGGUCGUGAGGCUGUUGGUGGAGUGAGGAGGUGUAGGUUAGGAGAGGAAUCAUCGAUCGAAACAGGGCACCGCUGCGUUAGGGAGCGACUGCAGGAGAAGGCGAGAAGAGGUGUACAGAUGGCAAUAGCCACCGAUUAGAUUAUAUAAGUGUACAACAGAGUUAGUGUUCGUGAGCGUC